ACAAGUUCCUGUUUCAGCAAGCUGAACAGCCGGAACAUACCAUAAAUACACAUUAAUGACAACUUAUACAUAUGAAAAGAAAAGUUAGUCGAAAAUUAUGAAGUUCACUUCAAUUUUGAGUAUUUGCUUCGUUGUUUUCAUCAAAGAAGUUUGUGGUUCUGCUUGUCCGCGGACAAACAAGAGGUCAAAUAGCAAAUGUGUUGAUGAAUGUUUACCAUCCAUUGGCUGUGCAGAUAAAAACAAACAAUGUCUGUGUGAUGGUGAUUGUGGUUUUAGCUGUGUCAAGAAAAGUUUGAGGUGCACACAAUUAAAGAAAUUUCGUAACGGUCGCAUUAUCGGCAAAAACACCAACUUUAAUGCGACUUUAAAGUUUGUAUGCAAUCCAAACUUUCAGCUGUUUGGAGCAAGUAUUCGUCGCUGUCGGGCCAAGGGACUAUGGGAUGGAAAAAAAUCAAGAUGCAAAAUCGCAUGUUCUGAUCCUGGAAUUCCCAGUAACACGAGAAGAAACCGACGCAAACAAAGUCUUCAAGGAUUUUCAGAAAGAACAAAGCUGCGUUAUGAUUGUGCACCUGGUUACACCACGACAGAUAAAACUACCAUUACAUGUCUGAAAAAUGGCCGAUGGACAUCGUCUCCGCCUGUUUGCAGAAUCCAACAGUGUUCGAGAGUAGUGCUUCCAUCUAAUUCACAAGUACGUAUACCUCGUCGCUGGAAGAAUAAAGCCUCUCAUCAACUAGGAACUCGUCUUCUGCUGUCUUGUAAACCUGGUCAUCGUAGUCCAGUUGCCAUUGGGCUCAUGCGCUGUGUGAGUGUCGGUUGGAGAUUGCAAACGAACAGAUUCAUGUGCAUAGCUAAAAGUUGUGGAGAUCCAGGAUCGCCCAGAAAUGGACGAAAAUCAGGAUUAUCUUAUUCCUUCAAAGAUGUUGUACAUUAUUCAUGUGAUUCAUGCUAUGAGUUAUCUGGUGCAAGUUACAGACAAUGUCUCUCAGAUGGAUCUUGGAGUGAUCAACUACCUCAAUGUACACGUAAAACGUGUGCUGAUCCUGGUGACUUAAGACAUGGCAUUCGACAAUUGUCAUCUCAGCCAAUUUAUUGUGGAUCAUUUGUGGAGUACACUUGUGACAUUGGUUACAAACUCGAUGGUAAUCUCCGGCAGACGUGUCUCUCGAACGGAAAAUGGAGUGGAAGCAAGCCAACUUGCAAUAUCAUUAAUUGUGGAGAUCCUGGACAACCUAAAAAUGGAAACACCGUAGCUGCUGACGGCUAUACGUAUGGAAAUGAUGUGAGAUUUUCUUGCAAUGACAACUAUGUCUUAGAAGGCAGUGUUGUGGCAACAUGCGAGAUCAAUGAAAAAUGGUCAAGAAAUCUUCCUUUCUGUUUGGAAAGAUGCUCAGAUCCAUCGGGGAAAACCAAUGCAAUAGUUACAGGUAGCAAAUUCUACCAUGGAAAAACAGUCAUGUUCACCUGUCGUAAAACCCACAUGCUAGUUCCAGGCAAAAACAAAAGAUUGACUUGUGAAAAUGGUGAAUGGAGAGGCAUCAUUCCAACAUGUAAAGCUAUGUGUCGUCAUGUGCCUAAACUAUCCAAUGGUUACGUGCAUAUGAGGUCACGAGAACAUGGCUCUAUUGUAAGAUUUCGAUGUAAGAAUAGUCAUCAGCUAAUAGGAAAUGAGAGAUUUUCUUGCAACGAUGGUCGAUGGUCUAGUGCAAUGCCAAAAUGUCUGGCGAUUUGCCCCACUAUCAGGAGUUUACAAAACGGUUGGGUGUUUGGUGAAAGAUAUUUGGACGGCGACCUUUUAAGUUUUCGUUGUCGUCCUGGUUAUGUUUUGGACGGAGAAAGCUCAAUAAGAUGUACUAAAACACGUCAAUGGAAUGCAAAUAAACCAAUUUGUCGAGCCCCAUGUUCCAAACAGCGAGCACCAUUGCACGGUCGAGUUACUCGUGAUGGUUUCAAACAUCAAGAACAAAUAUCAUUCGAAUGUAAUGGAGACUAUCAUCUAGAAGGCAGAAAUGUCUUGACCUGCUUUGAUGGUGCUUGGAAUGAUAAUCCUCCAAAAUGUUUAGCUCCUUGUCUGCCGUUUAAUAAUCCUCCAUUUCUUGGUGGAUCUUUGCAAAGAGCUGGUUUCAGACAUGGAGAGUUGACGAUAUUCAGUUGUCGGGAUCCUUUAGUUGUGGAUGGUGAAGAUACUUUACGUUGUAAUAAUGGCCGAUGGAAUCAUCCAACUCCCAGAUGUGCUGGUCCAUGCACUAAACUGGCAGCUCCAGAAAAUGGCUUUAUUUUCAAAAACGGUUUUAAACACGGAGAAACAAUAACAUUUAGAUGUCGACCUGGUUAUCAAAUUGUAGGCAUAGACAGAAGAAAAUGUAAUUUUGGCGAGUGGAGUGAUUCAACGAUGCCACGCUGUGAAUUACAAUGUCCUGAUCCCUCAAGAACAACGAGUGCACACGUUAGGGGAAAUGAAUUUUAUGAGGGCAAGCGAGUUGAAUUUGUUUGCAGAGAAAAUGAAAUCAUGGAACCGUCUGUUUCCAAGCAACUGACAUGCGCAGGAGGAGCUUGGAACGGUGUCAUACCAUUAUGUAAAGUGCGAUGUCCUGAUCCCUCAAGAACAACGAAUGCCCAAAUUGUAGGAAAUCAAUUUUAUGAUGGCAAGCAAGUGGAAUUUGUUUGCAGAAGCAACGAAUACUUGCAUCCGUCUGUUUCCAAGCGACUGACAUGCACAGGAGGAGCUUGGAACGGUGUCAUACCAUCAUGUAAAGCUCCUUGUCUGCCGUUUAAUAAUCCUCCAUUUCUUGGUGGAUCUUUGCAAAGAGCUGGUUUCAGACAUGGAGAGUUGACGAUAUUCAGUUGUCGGGAUCCUUUAGUUGUGGAUGGUGAAGACACUUUACGUUGUAAUAAUGGCCGAUGGAAUCAUCCAACUCCCAGAUGUGCUGGUCCAUGCACUAAACUGGCAGCUCCAGAAAAUGGCUUUAUUUUCAAAAACGGUUUUAAACACGGAGAAACAAUAACAUUUAGAUGUCGACCUGGUUAUCAAAUUGUAGGCAUAGACAGAAGAAAAUGUAAUUUUGGCGAGUGGAGUGAUUCAACGAUGCCACGCUGUGAAUUACAAUGUCCUGAUCCCUCAAGAACAACGAGUGCACACGUUAGGGGAAAUGAAUUUUAUGAGGGCAAGCGAGUUGAAUUUGUUUGCAGAGAAAAUGAAAUCAUGGAACCGUCUAUUUCUAAGCGACUGACAUGCACAGGAGGAGCUUGGAACGGUGUCAUACCAUCAUGUAAAGCUCCUUGUCUGCCGUUUAAUAAUCCUCCAUUUCUUGGUGGAUCUUUGCAAAGAGCUGGUUUCAGACAUGGAGAUUUGACGAUAUUCAGUUGUCGGGAUCCUUUAGUUGUGGAUGGUGAAGAUACUUUACGUUGUAAUAAUGGCCGAUGGAAUCAUCCAACUCCCAGAUGUGCUGGUCCAUGCACUAAACUGGCAGCUCCAGAAAAUGGCUUUAUUUUCAAAAACGGUUUUAAACACGGAGAAACAAUAACAUUUAGAUGUCGACCUGGUUAUCAAAUUGUAGGCAUAGACAGGAGAAAAUGUAAUUUUGGCGAGUGGAGUGAUUCAACAAUGCCGCGCUGUGAAUUGCGAUGUCCUGAUCCCUCAGGAACAACGAAUGCCCAAAUUGUAGGAAAUCAAUUUUAUGAUGGCAAGCAAGUGGAAUUUGUUUGCAGAAGCAACGAAUACUUGCAUCCGUCUGUUUCCAAGCGACUGACAUGCACAGGAGGAGCUUGGAAUGGUGUCAUACCAUCAUGUAAAGUGAAGACAACUACUGAAAGAAUUUCAACAACAACGACGCCGACUCCUAUCAAAACAACGUUGUUUACCACUGAAAGGAUGACAACCAAAGGAUUGUUAAAGACUUGUCCUGAAGUCAAAUUAAGAAAAGGAAAAGUUUUCGGCAGGGGCGUAACUCCUGGCUCGAAAAGAUCAUUCGAAUGCUGGAAAAAUUGGGUUUUAGAAGGUGAAGAAGUUAUCAAAUGUUUAGCAUCUGGCCAAUGGAAUGCAACAAUACCAAAAUGUGUGCCCACAGGACCGAGAGUGAGCUGUCCAGUUAUUGGAAAGAUCAAAGGAGGAUAUGCAACACUUAAUGAAUCUCAUCAUGGCGGUAGAGUGACGUUUCGUUGUCUUAAGAAUUAUAAAAUGGAGGGGAAACGUAUUAUCUUAUGCCGAAGUGGAAAAUGGAGCAGAUCUCCUCCAAAGUGCCUUGCGACGUGUAUGGAUCUCGGUGCACCUCCGAAUGGUUUGAUAAAAUAUAAAAGUGGACACUAUCAAGAUGACCUCAUAAUUUUUGGUUGUCAUCCUGGCUAUGUUAUUCAGGGACAAAAAUACUUGCAAUGUAAUGAAGGAAAAUGGAGCAAUGCCGUGCCGACCUGUGUAAAAAAAAGCCAAACCUGAGGAGUUCAAUGUAUCUAGAGAUACAAAAACAUCAAUUUCCUUUCAACAAUUUUGACAUAUGACGUUAUAAUUUUAUAUAAGCUUUAAAAGUAUUAUAGAGUCUAGUUUCUUUUUACAAAACUGCCAUCCGGUACAUUUGAUUAGAAACCUAUAGAUAGCAAUAGAGGCCUAUCUUUUGUAUGAUUUAUGCAUUAAUUUUCACGAUUUUUUGCGCAGUUGACGUGCUUAUAGGGUCAUGCCACCUGCUAUAA
This is a messenger RNA of Xenia sp. Carnegie-2017, 4683 nucleotides long. RefSeq names its product sushi, von Willebrand factor type A, EGF and pentraxin domain-containing protein 1-like. Lineage: Eukaryota; Metazoa; Cnidaria; Anthozoa; Malacalcyonacea; Xeniidae. The record is from RefSeq and is a predicted model, not a curated record. The transcript is spliced from 26 exons. Bases 98 to 4432 code for a protein of 1444 amino acids.